GGUCAUUUUCGUAUUCGUAAUCUUUCUACAUUCCCAGCGUCGUGCAGAAUGGCCGAUCCCAAAUUCCAAUACCUGCCGUACAUCGCCCACGAUCAGCCGGAUGUGUACGAAACGGCGGACGUAAACGAGGCGGAAACUUCGGAUUACGAUGAGGAGGAACCGCUAAACGAUGCCAUCGAACGGUUGCACCUUUCGACGAAGGAUUCCAUUGGCAAGUUCAAGGGAAAGUACCUUACGGGCGAUGUGGACUUUUCGGACGGUAUCGGUCGCAAGAAUCGGCUCGGAUACGAUGCGCGAAGCCUCGAUUACGAGCUGGCUGGCGAAGGGGAGCAUGAAACACCGCUGCAACGGUGCCACCGGCUAAAGUGCGAGAUGAACGAGCUGAUGGAGGAAAUCGAAGCAUCGCGGUCGGACACUCGGCGUACGGCGGAAGAGAAGGCUUCGUACGAAACGGUGUUUGGGGUCGUAAGCACCGCGAAGAAAGUGCUCGACAGCUUGAAACUGGAGCAGGUCAUUGGGUCGGAAGCAGUAUCCGGAGGAAGUGAAGCCGAGGCCAACAAGUUGAUUGCACAAAUCGAGGAAUACAAAAAGACGGGAACGGUGACCAGUACCGAUCCGAAGGUGGUUGCCACCGAACUGAAAUACUCGGCUCGCGUGGCCCAACUUGAGCAUCGGCUGCACCAACUAGAGGUGGCGGUCGGUGCCAAACCGGAACGUAUCAGCCGGCUGGCUGGAACAACCGGCACCGGAAAUCUCAUCGAAGCGGUACAGAACAUCUCCGCCAAGGCUGCGCUGUUGCAGCCUUCACAGUUGGACACGAUCGAGACGAGAUUAAACAACUUACUCCAGCAGAUGAACACCAUUCAGGAGAAAUCGAACGCCGCCGGACAGGAUCCUAAUCGGGAACAGAAGAUUCUGGAACUGUACGAAAUUGCGAAAGGGGCAGAACCGAUCGUUCAGAUUCUUCCCGAUAUGCUGCACCGCAUGCAAACCCUGGAAUCGUUGCACAAAUACGCAACCAACUUCAGCAAGUUGUUCGCCGAACUCGAAACGACCCAAGUAUCCAUCCUCAACGGUGUGGCCGUUAAUAAAACGUUGCUCACGGGUGUCCAGGAAGCGUUCGCGCAGAAUCUGGAGAAUGUUAACAAGGAGGUGAAGAAACUGGAGGAUCGUAUGAGCAAACUUCAGGCAACAAUCAAAUAGAAAUGCUUUCCACACUCACUGGGUCAGACAGUGGCCGCUUAAGCUUUGGGUCCCCGAUGCAUGCCGCUUAUAGUGUAGUUCAUCCUCGGGAGAAGUUAUAUUUAUUCAAAAGAAAAUUCUUAAUUUCUAAUCGCAAUGAGUAACCAUAAGAUAUUCGGAUUAAAUUGCUACCCGUAACCUACCGCUUUGAUCGUGUUUACUUUUGAUUCGUCAGCUAAUGAUUACACCA
Messenger RNA from Anopheles bellator, 1432 nucleotides. It is a transcript of the gene DCTN2-p50, whose product is annotated as dynactin subunit 2. The record is from RefSeq and is a predicted model, not a curated record. The transcript has 4 exons. NCBI's taxonomy places the organism in Eukaryota, Metazoa, Arthropoda, Insecta, Diptera, Culicidae. Gene Ontology annotation, cellular component: centrosome; dynactin complex; cytoplasm. The coding region runs from base 49 to 1203 and encodes 384 amino acids. Gene Ontology annotation, biological process: mitotic spindle organization.